AUGUUCAGAUCGGUCAACUCCCUCAGCUUGGCGCUGGUCGCCUUUUGCAUAUUCGCCCUCUUUACAUCGCAACGGGUGUCAGCACGUCUCUUGCCGUUCUCCGCUGGUCAUUCUAACAGAGGUCUGCGAAGAUCACUGUUGGCCAGAAGGGCCAGUGCAGAUUGUGCGAAUAGCAAAAGAACGUUGACGCCCUUCGUACAGAGUCAGAUCAACGACCUAUCGUCGACAUCAGCCUUGCAUGGUGGACAAAAAGAGGAGCGAAACACGGUUCUGCCCGAUGGUCGGCAGGUCCAUGUCGAGGUCAACUCGGAUCGGAGUGGAACAUCGCGAUCGUGGUCUUGGUCGUGGUCGUCGCACUCUUCCUCAUCCUCGUCCUCAUCCUCGCAUUCAUCCACGUCUUCAUCGUCUUCAAACAAGGACACAGAUCAGACGUCGAAGAGCGCUGACGAUGGCGAUCUCCUCGCAGACCCUCAGGUCGACCAAGUUGAGCAGGCCACGACCAAAAGGCCCUCUCAACCAUUCCCUCCAGUGAUCCAUACCGAAGUGACAAGUCACUCUUCGCAACGAUCCAACUCGAGCAAGCACGACUCAUCCACGACAACCACCAAAGACGGCAGAGUGACGAGCCACACCUCUAAUUCCGAAUCGAGCUCCUCCUCGUCCGAGUCAUCCUACAGUCAGACUUCCACGGUGUACAACUACGUGGUCAAUGGCAACGCUGAAAAGGCCAACAACGCUGCACCCUUUACCGAUGCUCAAGUGCACUGGACACGACCACCGCCCUUGUUCCAGGCGUCCUUCUCGAUCAAUUCAGCUGUCGGGCACCCCAUCGCUCGUCCUGCUCGCGCCGACAUCUGCAACCGACGAUUCCCCUUCUCCGACCAGCAGCACACGGCGAUCGAUCAGGAUCAUCGCUUCAACGUACCUUUCGCUGAAGCAGCUCUCGUCCCUACGUCCAAGAUCGCUCUGGACUUGCACAACGCCGAGCGAGCACGCUAUGGCCUCCAACCACUGCAGUGGAACGUGGAGCUGGCCAACAUGGCGUCCUGCUGGGCUGACCUCAAAGCGUACGGACAUUCCGAAGACCACUUUGCUGCUUCGGGUGAGAAUAUCGCCGUGGGUCUGGGUGAUCCGUGCUACACCGAUCCGAUGGAAGGGAUGAAGAACGCCGUCUACUCUUUCCUGGAUGAAGAUCGAAACUGGGCUACGAACCCGCACAUGAGCGAGGACAAUGGCCACUGGACGCAGAUCGUGUGGAAGGAGACGCAAUUUGUUGGAUGCGCCGUCUCGCAGCGCAAGCAUUUCAUGCCUGAAUCGAUGCAGGAGGACAAGGCGUCGAUGUACGUCGUCUGCGAAUACUAUCCUCCGGGAAACGUCGAGGGUCAGUUCGAGGUCAUGGUGCCGGCCUCUGUUCGACCCAUGCCGAGAUUGCGUUCCAGCUGCUCGAUCAACGAGAGACAUGGCAGCUAA
Messenger RNA from Pseudozyma hubeiensis SY62, 1470 nucleotides. RefSeq lists its product as hypothetical. The record is from RefSeq and is a predicted model, not a curated record. Lineage: Eukaryota; Fungi; Basidiomycota; Ustilaginomycetes; Ustilaginales; Ustilaginaceae. Gene Ontology annotation, cellular component: extracellular region. The coding region runs from base 1 to 1470 and encodes 489 amino acids. The transcript has a single exon.